CUCCCUCCCUCGCCUCCAGGUCUGGAGCCCUCGGAUCCGUGGGCAGGCACUGCAGGGCUGGAAGACCUCGAAGCCGCUCGCGACGAAGCGCCGCGGAGGAACCUCCCGGCGCUCGGAGCCGGGACACAGGCGAGCCCCUGCGACCUUCCCCUCGGCGCUGGGCCGGCGCAGCGCUGGAGCGUCCGCGGGGGCCCGGGCGCGGCGGACCGACGGCCGGCUGCCCCACGCCGUGUGCCCGGUGCCCCGCGCAGGGGCGGCGGCUACAUGGCCGCGCGGGUCGGCCUGCUGCUCCGCGUCCUGCCGCUGCUGCUGUGGGGCGGCCUGGACGCCCAGCGCGUAGGCCAGGAGCUGCGCCGGGAGGCGGAGGCAUUCCUGGAGAAGUACGGAUAUCUCAGUGACCAGGGCUCCAGUAGACCUUCCUCCCCGCGGUUCAGUAAUGCCAUCAGGGAGUUCCAGUGGGUGUCCCAGCUGCCCAUCAGCGGGGUGCUGGACCCCGCCACCCUGCAUCAGAUGACACGGCCCCGUUGCGGGGUGGCAGAUACUGACAGCCAGAUGCCUUGGACCGAGAGAGUCAGCACCCUCUUUGCUGGACGCCGGGCCAAAAUGAGGCGUAAGAAACGCUUUGCAAGGCAAGGCAACAAGUGGUACAAACGGCAUCUCUCCUACCGCCUGCUGAACUGGCCCCAGCACCUGCCCGAGCCCGCAGUACGGGGGGCCGUGCGUGCCGCCUUCCAGCUGUGGAGCAACGUCUCGGCGCUGGAGUUCUGGGAGGCCCCAGCCACAGGCCCCGCUGACAUCCGCCUCGCCUUCUUCCAAGGGGACCACAACGACGGGCUGAGCAACGCCUUCGAUGGCCCAGGAGGCGCCUUGGCGCACGCCUUCCUGCCCCGCCGCGGGGAAGCGCACUUCGACCGAGACGAGCGCUGGUCCCUGAGCCGCCGGCGCGGCCGCAACCUGUUUGUGGUGCUGGCGCACGAGAUCGGCCACACGCUCGGCCUGACCCACUCGGCCGCGCCGCGCGCGCUCAUGGCGCCCUACUACAAGAGGCUGGGCCGCGACGCGCUGCUCAGCUGGGACGACGUGCUGGCCGUGCAGAGCCUGUAUGGGAAGCCCCAGGGGGGCUCAGUGGCCAUCCAGCUGCCGGGAAAGCUGUUCACUGACUUUGAGGCCUGGGACCCCCUCAGACUCCAGGGAAGGCGUCCAGAAACCCGAGGUCCUAAAUAUUGCCAUUCUUCCUUCGAUGCCAUCACUAUAGACGGACAACAGCGCCUGUACGUUUUUCAAGGGAACCAGUUCUGGGAGGUGACAGCUGACGGCAACGUCUCAGAGCCCCGCCCACUGCGGGAAAGGUGGGCGGGGCUGCCCCCCCACAUCGAGGCUGCCGCCGUGUCAUUGGAGGAUGGAGACUUCUACUUCUUCAAAGGGAGUCGAUGCUGGAGGUUCCGGGGCCGCAAGCCGGUGUGGGGCUCCCCACAGCUGUGCCGGGCAGGGGGCCUGCCCCGCCACCCCGAUGCUGCCUUCUUCUUCCCUCCUCUGCGCCGCCUCGUCCUCUUCAAAGGCACUCGCUACUAUGUGCUGGCCCGAGGAGGGCUGCAGGUGGAGCCCUACUACCCCCGAGGCCUGCGGGACUGGGGCGGUGUCCCCGAGGAGGUCAGUGGCGCCCUGCCCAGGCCCGACGGCUCCAUCAUCUUCUUCAGAGACGACCGCUACUGGCGCCUCGACCAGGCCAAACUCCAGACAACCACCUCAGGCCGCUGGGCCACAGAGCUGCCCUGGAUGGGCUGCUGGCAUGCCAACUCGGGGGGCUCCCUGUUCUAAAGACGCCUCCCACCUCUUAGCGAGUACCUUCAUGGCCAAUGUGUGUCCCCUGCCCCAAGGGCAGACAAGCCUCUGAGCCUCCCCGCAGAAGCCCAGGCAAGAAAGGUAGUCUGCAUUUGUUCCCUGGAGGAUGUGUUUGUGCUGUCAAGACAUUGCAUUCGGGAUCUCAUUUCCCAACCAGGCCUCAAACCCCUUUCCCCCUGCAGGGGAAGCGCGGAGUCUAACCAUUGGACCACCAGGGAAGUUCCUAGACAUUGACCAUUGUGGGAUCAACUCAACGAGACACUAAAAAGGGUCCCAGACCCAAUGGCCCUUUCCCCAGGGACUCAUUCCUCCCCAGGCCUUGGGGAUUUUGUCUCUGCCCCAAAGGUGCAGUUUCUGUCCCCGAGGCCACAGCACUGGACAACUAGGAAGGCUGCCAAACUCAGCAGAGAAGUUGGGACACUUUCCCAGACUGUUCCUUCCCCUCAGGACCUCCUGACUUGGUCCCUAGAGAACUGUGUCUUAUUUAAUCAGAGGCCCUGCCUGCAGGAAGCUUGCUUGUAUGGUUUGGGUACCAGAGUCUCAAACCGCAGGAGAGUCAGGACCCAGAACAAGGAGACCAAUGCAGA
Bubalus bubalis (water buffalo) is the source of this 2429-nucleotide messenger RNA. RefSeq names its product matrix metallopeptidase 28 (gene MMP28). The transcript is spliced from 8 exons. The coding region runs from base 265 to 1818 and encodes 517 amino acids. Gene Ontology annotation, molecular function: metalloendopeptidase activity; zinc ion binding. Gene Ontology annotation, cellular component: extracellular matrix. The record is from RefSeq and is a predicted model, not a curated record. Gene Ontology annotation, biological process: collagen catabolic process; proteolysis; extracellular matrix organization. NCBI's taxonomy places the organism in Eukaryota, Metazoa, Chordata, Mammalia, Artiodactyla, Bovidae.